GAUAUCGUAAGUUCCAACAUCAUACACAGACCAGAUUUAGACUAGAGUCUUGAAGUAAGAAAAGCACAAAUUGUCAAACUUUCCAUCAUGACUAUGGUCGUAGUAAGAUUCACUCGGCUCCCCACGCCACCCCUCACAGUCAACACGAGCAACGCCCGCGACUACGAUCCCUGGUACGAAGCCAUCCAAAUCGAAGACUGUCCCCCCGCAACCAAAACGUGGACCGUCCUCUCCACCCACAUCGUUUCUUCCAUCCACAACCACUACCGUCACUACAAGUACUGGAACUACAAGAUCUGCAAGAUGGAGAUUAUGUGGAAAUUGGGCCGUGGACAGAAUGCGCCGCAGGUGCUCUAUGAGUAUGCGGUUAAUGAUGAGUAUUUGGUACUGCAUGGGGGUCAGCAUGAGAGGAUCGUCACGGCGUUGCGGCUGCAGAAUAGAGCGAGUGGCGAUUAUAUGAGUGUGACGUAUCAGGCGGGGUCGUCGAGUCAGGGACAGGUGGGGCUUGUUUCUUUUAUGGAGUUGGAGAAGGCUUGAGUUGGGGUGUGGAUGGUGUGUCGUGGAGGUUGGAGGAGGGGAGGGGGGAUAUUCAAUAGUGGGAGUGGAAGAAUUCUUAGAAUGAAGCAGAAUACGGCGAGUUUUGUGGAUAUGCAGGCGCAAGUAAUUUGUGGAUGCUCUCUUCUCAGUGAACAUGUCAACCACUUGACAAUCGCGGAAUAGUUUAGGCAAAGACGAGCAUCUCAGUGAUUAUGAAAGCUGAACAAUAUGGCCAGUGCA
This is a messenger RNA of Botrytis cinerea B05.10, 777 nucleotides long. RefSeq lists its product as hypothetical. Bases 88 to 537 code for a protein of 149 amino acids. Lineage: Eukaryota; Fungi; Ascomycota; Leotiomycetes; Helotiales; Sclerotiniaceae. The transcript has a single exon. The record is from RefSeq and is a predicted model, not a curated record.